Messenger RNA from Gasterosteus aculeatus aculeatus (three-spined stickleback), 6224 nucleotides. NCBI's taxonomy places the organism in Eukaryota, Metazoa, Chordata, Actinopteri, Perciformes, Gasterosteidae. The record is from RefSeq and is a predicted model, not a curated record.
CGGAGUUUCUGUCCGAGGUGCUGAAAAUCCUGCUGCUCCGGAGACGCGUCACGUGACUGCGCUCUCCUCCCCUCCGCGAGAGCAGGACGCGGUGCGCGCCCGCGCGUAGGCUGUGCACGGGGACACCUCGGUCCUCAUCAUGACCGAUCCGGGCUCAGGAGGACGGAGGCUUUUCUAAGACGGCGUCGGUGGCAGCUGUGCUCGCAGCGGGGAAUCGCUGCAGUUGAAUGCGUAACUUUGCGUGCAUUCCUUGCCUCCUUCCCUCCUCCCCCUCCUCCUCCUCCUCCUCCUCUUCCUCCUUCUUCUUUUUAUUUCUUUCGCCGUUGCAGGCAUCAGUGUGGCAACUGUGGAUGAUGGGCACGCGGGAGUGGGCUGCUGCCCACCAAGUCUGACCGGUUUUUUUUCGGAAGUGCUGAGUAAGAAGAAGAAGAACAUGUAAGACUCCGCAGAUCCUCUCGGAUCCACGGAGCGAAAUGCAGAAAGGGAUGCGACUCAAUGACGGCCACAUCACCUAUCUCGCUCUUUUGGCGAAGAAGGACGGCACGAGGCGAGGUUGCCUGAGUAAGAAAAGCUCGGACAACACAAAAUGGCAUUCCAAGUGGUUCGCUUUGUUGCAGAACAUGCUGUUUUAUUUCGAGAACGACUCCAGCUCUCGCUCCUCCGGACUGUACCUGUUGGAGGGAUGCGUUUGCGACAGGGCGCCGUCCCCGAAACCAUCCCUCUCAGCGAAGAAAUUAGUCUAUUCCCAGUACUACUUUACCGUCACGUUCAAUCAUGACAACCAGAAGGCUUUGGAGCUGCGCACGGAGGACGUCAAGGACUCUGAUGAGUGGGUGGCCGCAAUCACACAGGCCAGUUACAGGAACCUGGCUACUGAGCAUGAGACCCUCAUGCAGAAGUAUCUCCAUCUACUCCAAAUAGUGGAGACGGAGAAAAUGGUUGCCAAGCAACUUCGACAACAGAUAGAGGAUGGGGAAAUCGAGGUAGAGCGGCUAAAAUCAGAGAUUUCUGGACUGCUGAAAGACAAUGAAAAAAUCCAGUCAAAUCCUGAGGUGCCUCCCAGUGAAGAUGACACGGAGAUCAAGAAGAUCAAAAAGGUCCAGAGUUUCCUGCGUGGUUGGAUUUGUCGCAGAAAAUGGAAAACCAUCAUACAGGACUACAUCCGUUCGCCUCACGCGGAAAGCAUGAGGAAGAGGAACCAGGUGGUGUUUAGCAUGCUGGAGGCCGAGGCCGAAUACGUCCAGCAGCUCCACAUCCUGGUCAACAACUUCCUGCGGCCGCUGCGCAUGGCCGCCAGCUCCAAGAAACCGCCAAUCACCCACGAUGACGUCAGCAGCAUCUUCCUCAACAGUGAGACCAUCAUGUUCCUCCAUCAGAUCUUCUACCAGGGCCUGAAGGCACGGAUAGCCAGCUGGCCAACACUGGUGCUGGCGGACCUCUUUGACAUCUUGCUUCCCAUGCUCAACAUCUACCAGGAGUUUGUGAGGAACCAUCAGUACAGCCUGCAGAUCCUAGCUCACUGCAAACAGAACCGAGACUUUGACAAGCUCCUGAAGCAGUACGAGGCCAAGCCCGACUGUGAGGAGAGGACACUGGAGACCUUCCUCACUUACCCCAUGUUUCAGAUCCCUCGUUACAUCCUGACUCUGCACGAGCUGCUGGCUCACACGCCCCAUGAGCACGUAGAGAGAACCAGCUUGGACUACGCCAAGUCAAAGCUGGAGGAACUUUCCAGAAUCAUGCAUGAUGAGGUGAGCGAGACGGAGAACAUCAGGAAGAACUUGGCUAUUGAGCGGAUGAUUGUGGAGGGUUGUGAAGUGCUGCUGGACACCAGUCAGACAUUUGUCAGACAAGGUUCGCUGAUCCAGGUGCCGAUGAGCGAGAAAGGGAAGAUCACCAGAGGCCGACUGGGCUCUCUGUCUCUGAAGAAAGAAGGGGAGCGACAGUGUUUCCUCUUCUCCAAACAUCUCAUCAUCUGUACUCGCGGCUCCGGAGGAAAACUACACAUCACUAAGAAUGGAGUGGUGUCUCUCAUAGACUGCACACUGAUGGAGGAGCCGGAGGGGACAGAUGACGAGUCCAGAGUGGAGCGCAGUGGCCAGGACGUAGAGCACCUCGACUUCAAAGUGAUGGUGGAGCCCAAAGACGUCCAGCCGUACACCAUCAUCCUGGUGGCUUCGUCCCGACAAGAGAAAGCAGCGUGGACGAGCGACAUCAGCCAGUGCAUCGACAACAUUCGCUGCAAUGGUCUGAUGAUGAACGCUUUUGAGGAAAACAGUAAAGUGACUGUGCCACAGAUGAUUAAGUCGGACACCAGCUUGUACUGUGAUGACGUCGACAUCCGCUUCAGCAAGAUGAUGAACUCUUGCAAGGUGCUGCAGAUCCGCUACGCCAGCGUGGAGCGCCUGUUGGAGCGGCUGACCGACUUGCGCUUCCUCUCCAUCGACUUCCUGAACACUUUCCUCCACUCCUACCGCGUGUUCACCAGCGCUGACGUGGUGCUGGACAAGCUCAUCACCAUCUACAAGAAGCCCAUCAGCGCCAUCCCUGCACGUUCUUUGGAGCUUUUCUUCGCCAGCAGCCAGAACAACAAACUCCUCUACGGCGAGCCACCCACGUCGCCACGCGUCAGCCGCAAAUUCUCCUCCCCUCCUCCGCUCUCCAUCACCAAGUCGUCCUCGCCCAACCGCCGUCGCAAGCUUUCGCUCAACAUCCCCAUCAUCACAGGGGGCAAAGCCCUGGACCUGGCUGCACUCAGCUGUUCUCCCAAUGGCUACACAAGCGUGCACUCCACCAUAUCGCCCUUCAGUAAGACCACCCUCGACAUCAACAAGCUCUAUGUGGCCGGCAACGUGGCCGGCAAAAUCCCCGAUGAGGGAGAGACCAAAGCCGAAGGCAAGGCGGAGGAGUCUGUCCCUAACAAGCAAGAAGCAUCUGUGAGAGAAGAAUGUGAUCAGGAGCCGAGACAGAGUGAGGAAGCCGAAGCAGAAAUGUCUCCUCCCAAAUCACCAUCAACGCCCAAGAACGUCAAGUCGAAAAACUCUGAAUUUUCCCUGUUUUCUUUCAACGUUGGCAUGGUGGUGUCAUCUUGCCGUGAGCUGGACAGUAACCGCAGUGCCCUUUCCGCUGCAUCGGCCUUUGCCAUUGCCACCGCCGGUGCCAACGAAGGCACACCAACCAAGGAGAAGUACCGCCGCAUGUCGCUCGCCAGCGCAGGUUUUCCAACCGACCAGAGGAAUGGGGACAAAGAGUUUGUUAUCAGAAGAGCUGCCACGAACAGAGUCCUGAAUGUUCUGCGUCACUGGGUCUCCAAACACUCGCAGGACUUUGAGCUCAACACCGAGAUGAAGAUGCGGGUAAUCGGCUUCCUGGAGGAGGUGAUGCAUGACCCGGAGCUCCUGACACAGGAAAGAAAGGCAGCUGCUAACAUCAUCAGGACUCUCACUCAGGAGGACCCUGGAGACAACCAGGUCACACUGGAGGAGAUCAUACAGAUGGCCUCGGAGGACUGUAAGACUGAGCCGUUUGAGAGCCAUUCUGCCCUGGAGAUAGCUGAGCAACUCACCCUGCUGGACCACCUGGUCUUCAAGGUCAUCCCAUACGAGGAGUUCUUUGGUCAAGGAUGGAUGAAGAACGACAAGAACGAGAGAACUCCCUACAUUAUGAAGACAACCAAGCAUUUCAACGAUGUCAGCAACAAGAUCGCCACAGAGAUCCUUCAGUGGGACGACGUCAACCUGCGAGUGGGCGUUAUUGAGAAGUGGGUGGCGGUGGCCGACAUCUGUCGCUGCCUCCACAACUACAACGCCAUGCUGGAGAUCACAUCCUCUCUCAAUCGCAGCUCCAUCUUCCGCCUCAAGAAGACCUGGCUCAAGGUCUCCAAGCAGACAAAGACCGUUAUCGACAAGUUACAGAAGCUGGUGUCGUCAGAGGGGCGAUUCAAAAACCUGAGAGAAGCUUUGAAGAACUGCGACCCUCCCUGUGUUCCCUACCUUGGAAUGUACCUGACGGACCUGGCCUUCAUCGAGGAAGGAACCCCCAAUUACACUGAGGACAAUCUGGUUAACUUUUCCAAGAUGAGGAUGAUAUCUCACAUUAUCAGAGAAAUACGGCAAUUUCAGCAGACGGCUUACAAGAUUGAUUAUCAACCAAAGGUUGCAAAGUACUUGCUGGACAGCAGUACAGCCCUGGAUGAGGAGAGCUUGUAUGACGCUUCUCUGAGAAUUGAGCCCAAAACUUCAUCAUGAAGAGGAACUCUCUCUCAGUCUCUCAACCCUAUAGAUGAACUGACCGUUUAUUUAUGUGCACAACAGUUAUAGAGAAGCAAACUCAAUCAAACUCCUAGAUCUCACUCCAACAGUGAUCAUGAAAGUCAAUAUUUGAAUCCUAAACAUGAAAUAGUUUGUAAAAUUCAAAAUCUAGAGAGAAAAUGUAACAUAUAUAAAAUUAAAAAUGAAAUAUGGGCAGACAUCAAUUUCAAUUGCAAAAUAUAUAUAUAUGUUGUGUAUAUUCAGUUCACAGUUUAUUUAUUUAUAUAUCUAUAUAUACAUAUAAAUAAACUGUGAACAGGUUAAAGUCUUUAAAGUAAAGUCAUCCCUGAUGAUCCUGAUGGCCUUCCUCCUGCACUGGGGGGGCUGGACUGGUCCUCCGUGGACGGCAUCUCCGUCCUGAUGAUGCGCAGAGCAGUUUUCUCGUCAGUGUUUGCUUUAUCGUAUUGGGUGGUGGAACUUUCAUACCAGGUGACGAUGAAGCCGGUCAGCCAGUGUAGAGGAAUCUACAAAAACAGUAUAAUAUAAUGUACAUAAACUAUUAUUUGUAUUAGACACAGUAGGCAUUGCCCUUCUAGUAUGUGCUCCUCAAUGGACUCGUUAGUGUAUAAUCGUUAUUAGAGACUAAGUAGAAGCCCAGAGAGGUUUCAUUUAUAUAGUUACACAGAGUAUUUAUAUGUUAUUUCUCGUCUUAAAUGCCAAUCUUUGAUGCGUUUAUUUUCCACCACAGAGAAAACAGACGAGAGUAUAUAAAUAAGAUAAUUAGUUAUAUUCUAUUGGGAAUGUGCAGCAUGGUAUAAGACGCUCAUUCAUGAUACAUGUUGGUCACAUUUGACACACGUUGGUCAACUCCCACUUUUUUGCUUUGAUGUAAAAGUCAUAAAAGAACGGCACGGAAGUGCAACUGUCUCGAUGCCGACCAGCUAUCAAAAAUUUGAUUUGACUAAAAAAAAGAAAACAGUUUGACACUUUUGAAAACUUCUCAGCCACAUGAAGGGAGUUAAAAGUGGGAGUACUGAGUUGGCUAAAGUUGCCUCAUGUGCUGUGAUGUUUUAUGCAGCUGCUGAAUGACAGCGGUUGGAGACUCGGAAGUGUUGGACACGUGUUUUCGGUUUGGAGAGAUGGGUUUUUAAUGCUUUGCAUAUAAUCACCGUAUUCCCCUGGUGGGCAACAUGAUGUAUAUACAGUAUAAGCACCGGGCAGAGUAUGUAGCAGACGUAACCAAUAUUGAGCCACUUCAGGAAGUUAAAUUUCCAGCUUCACUCAGAAAGAAAGAGCGUCGUUUUUAUGGUUAAUCCUCUUUGGCCAGUGCAUUAUGGUUUUGCCUUAAUCAUGAAAUAGCCUAUAUACAAAAGUAUGUAAACUAUUUUGUUCUACAAUUUGCCAAUGAAGCAAGAAAUAUUUGCUGUGUACGAUAUUGUGUACAGGCAGUCUGAUGCAUUUCCUAAUGUGCAAUGUGUUAAAAACAUAUCCCUUGAAAUGUGUUAUCCUUAUGAUCGUUCAACUCUGUAAUAACUUUUCUGUGUAUGAUACCUUAGAGCAAAUGUUGAAAGAAACUUAUAAGUGUAACACAUUCUGUAUCCUGUCUUUUCCAAUGUGUUAGCAGGAACUAUACAGUAGUAAUAUUGUGCUUAUUCUUGGAAUAUUUAUAGGUAUUUUUUACAGGCUUUGUAUAGAAAAACACCUAAAGCUUAAGUGGCAGGCAUGCACCACUUUCACGUGUUCAAAUCAAAUCUAUAUCUAGAACAGUAUGUGUACUGUAUUUAUAUCCCUCCCUUGCACAUGAAUCUUUACCCUCUAACAGGCACAUCAAAUGUUUGCAGUGAGCAAUACCCAGUGGUAUGAGAAUUAUCUUUCAGUCUGAUUCAACAUCUUGAGUAGUAUUUCCAGUUUUGUAUAAAAGUGUAUUCUUUCCUGAUUACCUCUUGUUAAUAAAUAUAUUCUUUCUCAGGGGGA